CGCCCAAUUGAAAUCUCACCGAUGUUAACCAGAGAGAAACCUCGCAGUGAACAAACUAGGCCAAGGUUUCUGAACAAUCCAAGAAAGAUUAAAGUAUUAUUUGGAAUGUUCCUGCUCUUCUUUUCAGUUGUUGCGUUUUGUACGAUUGCAUAUUUCAAUAAUUUAAGCGUUUUUUUGCGAACAAACUAUGUGAGAAUUACAAAACUAUAUGCCGUUAAGAAGAGCAAAGAUCGUACAAGUGUAUCGAAUCUAAUUCAGAAAAAUACCACUCUUCCGGCACGGCAAGAUGAUUGGAGUAACGUAACUAAAAACAUUUAUGUCUUUUCAUCAUUCUGGGAUGACAGGUUGAAACCUUUGCAGAGAUUUGUUCGAAUCGUAGCUAUUGGACCUAGAGAGGGACUAGAAGGAAAAGAUAUUAGCUGUAUUGCGUACAACCAAAAUACUAGUACUUCUAUUAUAUUGCCAACUAGUUUCAAAAUUAUUGAAGAACAUCAUGGCCAGUCAUUUUCGGCUAUGUACUUUUUCUGUUACUGGGGUUCAAAAAGACCUCCUCCCCUCGCUGUAGCUUUGCGUCACAUACCAACGUCACUGGAAUCCGCUAAACUUCCCGUUCACAAUCGAAACGUGAGCAAAGUUAGAGUAACUAAAGAUAACAUUGCAGUUUGUGUGCGGCCCUUUUUUGGGCCGUUUAACAACACCUUAGAUCUAGCACAGUUCGUAGCUUUAUAUCAUACUUUGGGUGUCAGUCAUUUUACGUUUUAUGAUUACAGAAUAACAAAUCAGGUCCGGGAGUUCAUAUCUUCUCUACAGAAAGAAGGAUUCAGUAUUGAACUUCUUCCUUGGAGCCUGCCGAAUCCUGUGAUUCUAAACACGUGGGCAUACGGUCAGUUGGCCAGCAGUCAAGAUUGUGUUUACAGACAUAUGUUUGAUUAUAAUUAUGUGGCAUUGGUAGACGUUGAUGAAUUUCUUUUUCCACGGAAGAAUGAAACGCUUCAGGAAAUGAUUAAAUCAUUCCCCAUCGAAAAGUGGAGCAGUUUAGAAAUUCGCAACUCUUUCUUUUGUAAACGAAACCCAGAGAAAACCGUAUCCUCGAAUGCGUCAAUACCGCUCACUUCUACAAGAUUCAUAAAACGUGAGAAGAAGAUAUGGAAACCUAAAAUCAGAUCCAAGAUUAUAGUUCAACCUUUCAAAAUAAUAACUUGUGGAAUUCACUUUGUUUGGGAGCAUUUUGAAGCAGGGAAUGCGAUCGUGGUACCACCUAGCGUAUGUUUAAUGCAUCACUACCGCGAUAGUAUGUGUUCUAAAGAUCCACAGAAGAUAGUAGUUGACAAUUAUGCCCUAAAAUUUAAAGACCAGUUACUGAAGUCCAAGGUGAUAAAAAUCUGGAAAGAACUGUUUUGGCAGAAAUAAAUACAUCUUUCUAGUCCGGACAUUCUAGCUACUCCCCCCCCCCCCAAUCCACAAACAUAAAAAAUCUUAUUAGCAGUAACACUGCGAAUUUCCUUCUUUCUAAUAAAGUAUAA
Limulus polyphemus (Atlantic horseshoe crab) is the source of this 1523-nucleotide messenger RNA. RefSeq lists its product as uncharacterized. The record is from RefSeq and is a predicted model, not a curated record. NCBI's taxonomy places the organism in Eukaryota, Metazoa, Arthropoda, Merostomata, Xiphosura, Limulidae. The transcript has a single exon. Bases 22 to 1410 code for a protein of 462 amino acids.